Molecule: messenger RNA, 675 nt
Organism: Aspergillus uvarum CBS 121591
Lineage: Eukaryota; Fungi; Ascomycota; Eurotiomycetes; Eurotiales; Aspergillaceae
Product: RNA-binding protein
Exons: 5
Coding region: 1-675 (224 amino acids)
Biological process (GO): mRNA splicing, via spliceosome
Cellular component (GO): nuclear speck
Molecular function (GO): RNA binding
Source: RefSeq, a predicted model, not a curated record
AUGUCUCGUCCUGGCACUACCUUAUAUGUCACCGGCUUCGGGCACGGGACUCGAGCUCGCGACCUUGCCUACGAAUUCGAACGGUAUGGCCGGCUUGUGCGCUGUGAUAUCCCAGCACCGCGAACUCCGUCGAGCAGACUCAGGUUUGCUUUUGUGGAGUACGAGAGUCGCCGUGAUGCAGAUGAUGCCUAUCAUGAGAUGCACAAUAAGCGGAUUGGCCGCGAUGACUUACUGAAGAUAGAGUGGGCUCGUACUCCUCCUUCUGCCUCCUGGCGUUUCGACUCUGGUCGUGACCGUCGGCGUGACCGUACCCCUCCCCGCCGUGGCCGCUCUCCUUCUCCUCGACGCAGCCGUGGCGACUAUUCUCCACGCAGGGAUGAAAGGUAUGACCGGGAGUAUGACCGCCACGAUCGUGACUACGACCGUCGCGACCGUGAUUAUGACCGUCGAGAUCGUGAUUAUGACAGACGUGAUCGUGAACGCGAACGUUCUCGUGAUCGCUCUCGUAGCCCUGACGAGAGAGAUCGUGAUGUCAAAGAAGAUCGGGAACGCCGGGAUGAUGAGCGAGAACGCAAUGACGAUGACCGUGAAAACGCACCAAAUGGCGAGGAAAGAAAAGUGGCUCCGUUAGACCCCCUGGCUUCUGCUCACGAUGAACUGGACACCGCUGAGUAG